This is a messenger RNA of Mytilus trossulus (common blue mussel), 1089 nucleotides long. RefSeq names its product GTPase IMAP family member 7-like. Bases 1 to 1089 code for a protein of 362 amino acids. The record is from RefSeq and is a predicted model, not a curated record. The transcript is spliced from 4 exons. NCBI's taxonomy places the organism in Eukaryota, Metazoa, Mollusca, Bivalvia, Mytilida, Mytilidae. Gene Ontology annotation, molecular function: GTP binding.
AUGUUGAUAGCUUCACAUAACUUGGCAGCACUAUUACUACCAAUGGCGGUGCAAAAUGUGACAUCAGAAGAAGACUAUGACAGGCAAUGUCAGCUCUUUACAACCAGCAGUCUGUAUGGAGAUCUGGUCAAUAUACCAUCCAGACCAAACCCAAACUUUACAGCAGCUUUGACUUGCCUGUACUUUGUUAUGGUUCAGAAUGAUACAGAUAUUAACUUGGAUGAUGAAUUACGAGUGGUAGUUAUUGGCCGAACAGGAGCAGGAAUUAGUAGUGUUGCAAACAACAUUUUAGGGAAGCCAGCUUUUGAAAGAGCAAUAUCGCUGUCUUCAAGAACUACAAAAAGCGGGAAAGACACAUCAGAAUAUGCCGGAAGGAGGCUACUGGUUAUUGAUACACCUGGGAUGUUUAACAAUCGAUUAUGGAGUAUUAACAUUUAUAAAGAAUUGAUAAAUGCAAUGCACAUGACUUCACCUGGCCCCCAUGCCAUUAUAUUUACUAUUAAAGUAGGAAGGGACUUUCACGAAGAGUAUAAAUCGUUUUCAAAUUUUAUACAUCUCUUGGGAAUUGAAGUGUGGAAAUAUUUGAUUGUAGUUUUCACAUUUAAGGACGAACUUGAUCGUGAAGGUUCUAGUGAAGAAUAUUAUGUUAAUGGCCUUUCAGACAAUUUAAAAAAAGAAAUUCGAAUAGUUCUUGUUGGACAUACUGGAAAUGGUAAAAGUGCAACGGGAAAUACCAUUAUCGGUAAAAAAAAUGGUAAAGACGCUUUCAGAGCAAGAUUGAGCGCUAGUUCGAUAACACAAGUUUGUCAAAUUGAAGAAACGAGAAGAGAUAAUAAAAAAAUUAUUGUAAUUGAUACGCCAGGGCUGUAUCCUACAAAUGAGAAAGAUAAUGAAAAAACUUUACGAGAGAUACGACAGUUAAGAGAAAAAGGAAAGGAAAAGUAUUACACAGAUGAUAAAUUGAAACAAAUAGAAAGGGAAUUACAAGAAACAGACAUGACAUUGGAUGAAAGAAGACGCAACAUAUUACGCGGAGGAAAAUGCUAUAACAUUGUUAAAAAGUGGUAUCAUUUGUGUUCCUCUAAGUAA